CAACACUGCAACUAAAUAAGUUUAUUAAUCAUUCGCUGCUAAUCACUGUUACUUUUUCAGAACGUUUUGCGUUGCAGAUUUCGCUGAGGCAAUUCUGUAGCUGUGGUACGAACACGUCAAAGGAACAUAGUUUCUUGAAAAUAAACAAGCUAAUCGGCGUCAGUGCAAUUUAUUUGUAAACGGAAACCAAAAGCAUCAAAAUGCAGCCGCAAUCCAAAUAUUUGCUAUUAUGCCUGUUCGUUGCGCUGUUUGCCUCACAUCGUUGUGAAAUUGUGGGCGCAGGAGAUGGAGAAGUAACAACGACAACAGACGCUGGAAAAACUACUUUGCCGGUACCCGAUGGAACUAAUACAACCACAGUGGCGCCUCUAACUACAACAACUGUUAAUCCAGCACCUACAACUCCAAAUACAACAACGCCCAUACCAAUAACUACAACAACUGUAAAUCCAGCACCUACAACUCCCAAUACAACAACUACACCCAUACCAACAACCACAAAACCUACAACUACAACACCUACAACUACAACUGUUUCUCCUAAUACGACCACCACAUUGAAGCCCACAACUACAACUCAACAUCCGAAUGUGACUACAACAACAGUUGCUCCGACAACAAGUUCAACUCCGUCACCGAUUACAUCCACUACGCCAAAGCCGGCGCCAGUGCCCUGCGGUCACUUCGAUGGCUCCUCGUUCAUUGGUGGCAUUGUGCUGACUCUGGGCCUGCUGGCUAUCGGUUUGGUUGCCUACAAAUUCUACAAGGCACGCAAUGAGCGCAAUUACCAUACUCUUUGAGCCGCCACAGCGUUUACGUCGGCUUUCAAUGCAGCAGCCGGUGCGUCAGCAGUGAACAAUGCCGCCACGGAUGCCGAACGUGUGCGUUUUGUUCAGCCAUCGAUUCCGUUGCGAUCCCCACCAGCGCAACCGCCACCCCCUCCUCCUGUUUCUUCAGCCGGCUCAGCAACUAUAGCCUCACACACUACACCACAGAACUAUUCACCCUCGGCUAGAGACCGACUGCUGCACACGUAAUCUAACUAUCCCAAAAAAAAAAAAAACAGGAAA
Molecule: messenger RNA, 1070 nt
Organism: Drosophila busckii
Lineage: Eukaryota; Metazoa; Arthropoda; Insecta; Diptera; Drosophilidae
Product: sialomucin core protein 24
Exons: 3
Cellular component (GO): cytoplasmic vesicle
Source: RefSeq, a predicted model, not a curated record